This is a messenger RNA of Neospora caninum, 318 nucleotides long. RefSeq names its product 10 kDa chaperonin, related. The record is from RefSeq and is a predicted model, not a curated record. Gene Ontology annotation, cellular component: mitochondrial matrix. Gene Ontology annotation, molecular function: metal ion binding; protein-folding chaperone binding; protein folding chaperone. Lineage: Eukaryota; Apicomplexa; Conoidasida; Eucoccidiorida; Sarcocystidae. The transcript has 3 exons. Bases 1 to 318 code for a protein of 105 amino acids.
AUGGCCGCCAACGCCGCUUCAAAGUUUAUUCCCCUCCUGGAUCGGGUUCUCGUGCAGAAGAUCGCGGUGCCGACAAAGACGAAGAGCGGUCUCUUCCUUCCUGACUCGGCGCAGAAGAACAUCAGCGCGCACAUGGCCAAGGUUCUGGCUGUGGGCAAAGGCCGCCCUAACAUGAAAACUGGCGAGUUUAUCCCACCGUGCGUUCAGGUAGGGCAGACUGUUGUGGUCCCCGAGUACGGCGGUAUGAAAGUAGUUAUUGACGAGCAGGAGAUGCAAGUCUUCCGAUCCGAUGACCUCAUUGCCAUUGUCCAAGAGUAG